UUUGGAGCAGCCCAGACUCUCGUUGUUCAACAGCAUUUCUCCGCCAGGAAUCGUCAAAAUACUUUUUAGGGAUUCAUUUAAGUACCAAUGUUGUGUAGAAAACAACUCCAGGUUACAUGGUGUUUUCGUUCGUCUUGUUACAGUUAGUUGAACAACUUUAGGAGACAGUUUUCGGAGGUGAGGAGACCUCAUUUCAUCGCGUAAGAAACAUUUUGGGAUAAAGAGCCUACGGACCCGCACGGGCUGCCCUCAGCCUGGUUGUCUCAGUUCAAAGGUGUGCGCUAGAAAGAAGUUAAUCGAGGAAACGCUAAAACACAUUUUCGUUACAUUGUUUCGGAUUUUUUUCUCCUCUCUUUGAUUAUUUGCGUUUUUUCAGAGUUGGGACACACAUUCUGUGUUUUCCUUCGCACAAGUUUUGCAAAAACAUGUGCGAUUGUUUUAACAAAACAACGAUAUCUUGGACUUAGUGAGGCUCGGUAGCGCACCACGCAUUUGAGUCUGGAUAUACUGUUUUGGGGAAGUUUUUCUGCAUCAAAUCUGAGCUCCGGAGUCUUAUCUGUCCAACACUGGCUGUUUCACAGCCCCCCGCCAGUAAGCUUAGCACUGUGAAUGACCCGCUGCUGAUGCCCCAACGGUCUGAAUGGAGUUGCAGUUGCAGAAAAGCCAACAAUUGUAGCUCCCUCAGCAGGAUGCUGAUGAGACCGAGUAUACUUCUGAGUCUGGUUUUACUCUCCCAAGUUUUACGGACGGAGUGCCGGCCUGCCAACACUGAUGAAGUCUCUGUGGAAACGCAAACGGAGCUGUUCACGCUCUAUCUCGGGGAUCGUCUGGAUCUGAGUUGCUCUGCCAAAGACAGUGUAGUCAACUGGACCAAAGAACAUGUGUCUGUGGUGGACGGAGAACACACACGCAUCCGCAACGGCCAGCUGGAGAUCGAGACUGUGGAGCUGACGGACUCUGGUCUGUACGCCUGCAUCACCUUCGGCAACCACAGCGUCUACUUCAACGUCACAGUUGAUACCCUGGCCUCAUCUGAGGAUGAUGAUGAAGAUGAAGAGUCUUCGUCUGAGGAAGCCAAACUGUUGGGCAGUCAGAAGCUUCUGCCAAUGGCUCCACAAUGGGCUCAUCCAGAGAAAAUGGAAAAAAAGCUUCACGCUGUCCCAGCCAGUAAGACGGUGAAGUUUCGGUGCCAGGCCAGCGGAAACCCAAAUCCCACCCUGAAAUGGUACAAGAAUGGCAGGGAGUUCAAGAGAGACCAUCGCAUCGGGGGCUUCAAGGUCCGGGAUCAUGUGUGGACCAUCAUCAUGGAAUCGGUAGUUCCCUCUGAUAAGGGAAACUACACCUGUGUGGUGGAGAACCAGUACGGCAGCAUCAAUCACACCUACCAGCUCGACGUAGUCGAGCGCUCUCCCCACAGGCCCAUCCUGCAGGCCGGCCUGCCCGCUGACCGCACCGCCGUGGUGGGCAGCGACGUGGAGUUUGAGUGCAAAGUGUUCAGCGACCCUCAGCCUCACAUCCAGUGGCUGAAGCACAUCGAGGUGAACGGGAGCAGAGUCGGUUCUGAUGGAUUACCAUAUGUCCGUGUGCUCAAGACCGCUGGCCUUAACACCACGGACAAGGAAAUGGAAAUCCUCCAACUGAGAAAUGUGUCUUUUGAUGACGCUGGGGAGUACACCUGCUUGGCGGGCAAUUCUAUCGGGUUCUCUCAUCACUCUGCAUGGUUGACCGUUUUUGAAGCUGUCCCACACUAUCCUCAAGCAAACCAUACCUACCUGGAGGUGGUCAUCUACUGUGUGGGCUUCUUCUUCAUCGCUGUCAUGAUUGCCAUCGCGAUCAUUGUCAAGAUCCGCACCUCCUCAAAGAAGAGCGACUUCAACAGUCAGCUGGCCGUCCACAAGCUGGCCAAAAGCAUCCCGCUGCGCAGACAGGUAACAGUGUCUGUGGACUCGAGCUCCUCCAUCCACUCUGGAGUGAUGCUGGUUCGUCCUUCCCGCCUCUCCUCCUGUGGAUCCCCCAUGCUGCCCGGAGUGUCAGAGUACGAGCUGCCCCAGGAUCCUCGCUGGGAGCUUCUACGGGAUAGACUUGUUCUUGGGAAGCCUCUAGGUGAAGGCUGCUUCGGUCAGGUGGUGAUGGGAGAGGCGCUCGGUCUGGACAAAGAAAAGCCAAACCGUCAGACCAAGGUUGCGGUCAAAAUGUUGAAAUCUGACGCCACAGAGAAAGACCUGUCGGACCUGAUUUCAGAGAUGGAGAUGAUGAAGAUCAUUGGGAAACACAAGAACAUCAUUAAUCUGCUGGGAGCCUGCACUCAGGAUGGUCCUCUGUAUGUGAUAGUAGAGUAUGCGUCCAAGGGCAACCUGCGGGAGUACUUGCGAGCUCGGCGCCCGCCAGGCAUGGAGUACUGCUACAACCCAGACCAGGUCCCUGUGGAGAACAUGGCCAUCAAAGACCUGGUGUCCUGUGCCUACCAAGUGGCCCGAGGCAUGGAGUAUCUGUCCUCUAAAAAGUGUAUCCACAGAGAUCUUGCAGCUCGCAAUGUUUUGGUAACAGAGGAUAGCGUGAUGAAAAUAGCUGACUUCGGCCUGGCAAGAGAUAUCCACCACAUUGAUUACUAUAAGAAGACCACCAAUGGUCGUUUACCAGUCAAGUGGAUGGCUCCCGAGGCUCUGUUUGACAGAAUAUACACAAACCAGAGUGAUGUCUGGUCAUUUGGGGUGCUGCUUUGGGAGAUCUUCACGCUGGGGGGUUCUCCAUACCCCGGGGUCCCAGUGGAGGAGCUGUUCAAGCUGCUGAAGGAUGGCCACCGUAUGGACCAGCCCUCAACAUGCACUCAUGAAAUGUAUAUGAUGAUGAGGGAUUGCUGGAAUGCCGUGCCUUCUCACAGACCAACAUUCAAACAGCUGGUGGAGGACCUGGAUCGCUGCUUGGCCAUGACUGCCAACCAGGAGUAUCUGGAGCUGUCUCCGCCUCUGGACCAAUAUUCCCCCAGCUACCCGGACACCCGCAGCUCCACCUGCUCCUCGGGCGAGGACUCAGUCUUCUCCCACGAUGCCGGUGCUGAGGAGCCCUGUCUGCCAAAGUUCCCUCCCCACCCGAACGGGGCAGCCAUUAAGAAACGCUGAUACCUCAAACCUCCAUUCAGACAAACAUUGACAUUUCCUCCACUCCCUGCCUCAUGGGGUUGGACUCUUCCCCACAUUUCCAGAGAGGAAGCUAAAAAAAACUCAGUGCUCUGUGAGAAAGGAGCUCGGAGAGAACUUGCCUAGUAGAACUUGUUGGAUCACACGGACUGAGGAGUGCAGCCGUUUUCCGGGUCUUGGUGGUGACGAUGUUUAUGGGGCACUUCGUAUUAACGGGACAGGCAGUUUGUCACAGUGCCAGAAAAAAAAAAAGAUAAGACUCACACUCUUCUCUCCACUUUGGGCAUUCGACGGGUCAGGUGAAUCGAAAGGACUGACUAUGAUUUCGAUUUUGUUCGUUUUAUUGUUUCUUUCUCCCCUCAAUGGUUGUUUCAUCAGUAGUAGAGGACAAUAUUCUGCUUUUCAGACCAAAUCGAGAGAAUAUACUACCAAGGGACAUGCAGCACCGUGGUCCCCUGCAUCAUUCAUUAUCUUCUUGUAAAUACAGUUAGAAAAUUAUAAAUAUGAAUAUAUAUUUACAUUGUACUCUUAUUUUUAUUACCAUCAUUGAUUUAUUUCUUUUGUACACGGUUUGAUCCAUUUUUUAAUAUAGUCUGUGGGGAAGUUGUUACAGGAGAAUAUCUUUAAAUUGCUGAGGAUUACAUGGCCAGUUGCUGUAUCACAGCGUUGAUUCCCCUAAAUUUACUGCAUAAUCAUCAAUGGAGAAAAUAUAUAUUGGGUUUUCUAUUUUUUAACUGUAAGUUCUUUUCAUAACACAAACCUGCAAUACAGUGUAACUCAGUGUUUGGGGUUUCUCUCCAUCAGAAGAGAUAGAUUUAUAAUGUGUGUGACUGUCUGUGUGUAUGCUGGAUGUGUGUGGAAAACUGUAUCUUGUCUCAUUCGAAAUUGUUCAUUAACUUCGAGGAUGGUCACAACUGUAAAUAUUCCUGGUUGUACGCCAUGCUUGUUAAAGUCCGAGUAAUUAGCUUCAGUCAACAUCAUGCACUUCCACUGUGCAUGCCUUCCAUGUGAUGAACUUAUUUUCUACUGUAGAUGCUUUAACAGGAGUUACAUUUGCUGCCAUAUAACUUCUGACGAAGGGUUGCAGAACACGUAUGUCAUCGUAAAAAGAUUACAUUAAAUAAAAAUGCUAUCGAAAAA
Molecule: messenger RNA, 4277 nt
Organism: Notothenia coriiceps (black rockcod)
Lineage: Eukaryota; Metazoa; Chordata; Actinopteri; Perciformes; Nototheniidae
Gene: fgfr1a
Product: fibroblast growth factor receptor 1a
Exons: 18
Coding region: 624-3119 (831 amino acids)
Biological process (GO): fibroblast growth factor receptor signaling pathway; positive regulation of cell differentiation; positive regulation of kinase activity
Cellular component (GO): plasma membrane; signaling receptor complex
Molecular function (GO): fibroblast growth factor receptor activity; fibroblast growth factor binding; ATP binding
Source: RefSeq, a predicted model, not a curated record